GGGUUGGGAGAUUGACCUUGUCGGGCCCAAAAUUAUGAAAGUAGGGUAAACAAAACACACAAACACACAAGAAAAAACACUUUGUGUACUGCGCGCGCUCCUCUUCCAUUCCUUCUUCGUUGUCUUCUUCUUCUUCUCGCCACGACCUUUUUAUUAUUUUGGCAGGCAUCAUCUGUCGUUUAACAAAGGCCCUUGAUUUUGUGAGCUCCUUUAAAAAACGGUUCCUUUUGGGCCCUCCUCCUUCUUACGCCCUUUUCCUUUUUGAAAAUCCUCCCAACAACAAACUUCAAGUUUCGAAAAAGGACUCUCAAAAAAAAAAGCCAGACUCGGACAAGAACAUAUUGGGAAGAGACGCUUGCUAGACUUCCGAUCUUUGUCUCACUCCUUUGUGUGUUAUUGUCCUUUGAGGACCUUUUCCCCCUCCCAUCCCCCCCCUUCCGCUGCAUGUCGUCGUCCUAGGACAUCCUUGCGCGCUUAUAAAACAACACGCUCGAGUGUGUUUUUCCUCUUUGUCGCCUCGUUCUUUUUUUUUAAUACUUGGAGGAGUUGAUUAUUACCACGGUUAUCCUGCUCAAGAUCUGUACUUAUCUGCCCCGGGCUCGACCCCCGAAACAAAACAAGGCAGCAACACACACACAUCGUUCUCGGCGUGGUCGUCGUCGGUCGACAGAUCUACCAACUAGUUCCUUUACACGCGAUUAUACCCAUUGAUACGUGUUUUUUUUCCCACGCCUGGAUCUCGCCCUUUGCCCAGUUCGCCCCGCCAACAAAGGCGGUUCUCGUGCGCAGCAAACUGGAAUAUACCCCACCUCCAUUACAAUACAAAAGACGACAGACAUGUUUGACCUACACGUUCCGUAUGUAUCGUCUUCGAUGCCUCUGCCGUUUCCCCAACAUCAGCAAGCAAAGCGUGAGCCACUUCAAGCUCGCCGGCUCUUUACAGAAGCUCCUCAACAUCACCACCACCUUCUUCAUCAUCAGCAUCCACAACAACAACAACACCAACAACAACAACAACAACAUUCGUUCUCGACGCAUGAUAGCCAUUCGCACUACACAUUAACGUCCUCGUCUGCGCGAAAAGCAACAAACGCGUCGAUCCCACCGCGGGUUCCCAUCUCAUCGCGUGCCAAACCCUCCAAACUCGCCGUAUCGACUGCCAAUCUUCCUCCUGCGUGUCCACCGCCCAACAAGCCCUUGCCACCACGGCCGGUAGCUGUACCAUUGCAGCGAUACCCCUACCCGCAACAUGUCGCCCAACAACUCCCUCCUCCGAAAACAAAAGCACAGCAAGCCUACCCAUCUCCAGACCCACCUACUCCAGCCGACUCGAUGGCGGAACGGUACUUGAACCGACAUCAGUUGAAUGCUGCGUUUGUGAGUAUGUAUACCCUUGGUCAAGAACUUGGGAGUGGCGGGUUUGGAUUUGUUUGUUCGGCGGUGCGAAAGUGUGAUGAGCGGGAAGUUGCUUGCAAGUUUAUCGUAAAGAGCAAGGUGCCUGCGCAAGGAUGGGCUCGGGAUGCAGAGUUGGGCGUUGUACCCAUGGAAGUUUUCAUGUUGAAAAAUAUCCAACACGACAAUAUCAUUACAUACCUUGAUUUCUUUGAAGACAUGACCUUUUUCUAUCUCAUUACUGAACUUCAUGGUGCACCUUGGACUUCUACGCGAUCUGACCCGUCUGGAGAAUCAUCUGCACCACCACCGACGCAAACUCUUACUCCCAUUACACCUACCUCGUUUUUUCCUGGCGAGCGGGCGUCGGGUGGGAUGGUUUCGUCAGGCAGCGCACCGGCUUCACCUCCCUUGUCGCCCAUGAUGAUUCCGAAAUUGACAAGACGGCCUUCUAUGGACCUCUUUGAAUGUAUUGAACAACAUGACCGUUUAACGGAAUCCCAAGCCCGCUUUGUGUUUCGUCAAAUCAUUUCCGCCAUCAAGCACUUGCAUUCCCUCGGGAUCGUGCAUCGGGAUAUCAAGGACGAGAAUAUCCUCGUUGACGAACACUUUUGUGUCAAAUUGAUUGACUUUGGGUCAGCGGCUUUUGUCCCUCAACCUACCGGAAAGCUUUUUGAUCGGUUCUUGGGAACUAUCCAAUACGCAUCCCCUGAAAUCCUCCGCGGUGAAAAAUACCGGGGUCCUGAAGCCGAGAUUUGGGCUUUAGGAUGUUGUCUCUACAUUAUGCUCAACGGCGAAGUCCCCUUUACGACCCCUGCUCAAGCUGCUCAACACGCUUACACGUUCCCCAAACACCGCUUGUCACCGCAAUGUAUGGAUCUUUUGGACUGUAUGUUGGAAAAAAGGCCCUCCCGACGGGCUUCGAUUCAUGAUGUUGCGGCACAUGUUUGGUUGAAUAUGUAGUUUAUACAUUUUGGAUACCCCCCAUCGCAAGGAACGGUUCUAUGGUAUGGACUUUUUUUAAAAUGUACAUUCUUUCUUGUUUUGUUUGGGUUGGAUAGAGUGGUGGGACCGGUGUAUGGACAGGAAACUUUUUUUUUAUUCUUUUCAUGUUGUAAUAUUGUAUGGGUUUUGUGGUGUAAAUAGAUUGCG
Molecule: messenger RNA, 2544 nt
Organism: Spizellomyces punctatus DAOM BR117
Lineage: Eukaryota; Fungi; Chytridiomycota; Chytridiomycetes; Spizellomycetales; Spizellomycetaceae
Product: CAMK/CAMKL/PASK protein kinase
Exons: 4
Coding region: 838-2355 (505 amino acids)
Biological process (GO): negative regulation of glycogen biosynthetic process; protein phosphorylation; intracellular signal transduction
Cellular component (GO): cytosol; nucleus; cytoplasm
Molecular function (GO): ATP binding; protein serine/threonine kinase activity
Source: RefSeq, a predicted model, not a curated record